This is a messenger RNA of Cydia pomonella (codling moth), 12625 nucleotides long. It is a transcript of the gene Cyp305b1, whose product is annotated as probable cytochrome P450 305a1. The record is from RefSeq and is a predicted model, not a curated record. NCBI's taxonomy places the organism in Eukaryota, Metazoa, Arthropoda, Insecta, Lepidoptera, Tortricidae. Gene Ontology annotation, molecular function: oxidoreductase activity, acting on paired donors, with incorporation or reduction of molecular oxygen, reduced flavin or flavoprotein as one donor, and incorporation of one atom of oxygen; heme binding; iron ion binding. Gene Ontology annotation, biological process: xenobiotic metabolic process. Gene Ontology annotation, cellular component: intracellular membrane-bounded organelle; cytoplasm.
UUUUGUCCGUUACACUUCAAACUCUUAUGAUAAUUAGAAAUGUUAAAAGUCAAAUGAAGGGGUACAGCUAUGGUUAAUAUACCGAUGUUCUAAAUUUUUAUAUUUAAUAUAAAAUUAAUAUCCAGAGAGAAGAAGAAGCGAUCACGCGCGGUCGUACUUUCCUCAACCCUCUAGUACAUGUCAAGAUUAAUUGUUUAAAUUUUAACUUUAAUGCUUGAAGACUUUUAUGGCUUUGUAUGCACUAGAGAUACUUAAUAUAAUAAUAUUUAGUAAAAUUGAUUAAAAAAUGCUGAUUACUGACAGGUUUUAGGGUAAAGGUUAAUUAUUGUAUGGCAACUGUAUUAAAAACUGGAUUAGCGAGGAAGGGGUAAGCGGAACCUGGAACGGAGAUUAGCGGACGAGCUGAUCGGCAGACUCCGGAGGCAACGGGGAGGGUCAACCUACUAGAAGGAUUUAAGUAUAAUACAAUUUUAAAGGAUCGCGUUUUUUUAUUAAUUUAACGUCCAUAGGUUUUGUUAGUUCGCUGAAUUGGUAAUUUCCGGCUCUCAUCGCUUUCACAAUAUGAAGUCUCCGUCUCCCAACAUUAUUUACAACAUCGUCUUGUCUGGCAUCCUAGCCUCCUGCGUUUAAAUUUUUUGCACUAUGUUGAUGAAGGUUCUCGAGAAAGACGUACCUGGCUAAUAUUGCAGCCCUCUGGUGUUGCAGAUGUCCAUGGGCGGCGGUAAUCGCUUACCAUCAGGUGAUCCGUCCGUUCGUUUGCCUCCUGUAUCAUUAAAAAAAUUACGACUACGCAUUAAUUUGUCAUAAUUAUUAGCAUUGAGUACCUGCGUUACGACGCUCAUCAAUAUUGCACAACAUUAUUUUGUGAAUAAUUUAGUCCGAUACCAUCUCCAGAAAGAGUAAGUUUAUCGUUAUAAAGGUACCAAAGCACCAUCUAUGAGUAAAAAAACCGGUCGAUUAUUUGACUCACGCACUGAGGGUUCCGUACAAAUGUUUACGUUUCGUUUGUAAUUAAACGCAAAUAUAUAUUUUUAACUUAUUUCGAAGUGUAUCUGUCCUGACCUUAAAUCAGGAAGGGGGUUGAAAGUGCGAAGUAGAAAAUGAGCAUUCGAGUGUAUAGCGCCAUCUGUUUGCUAAAUGACUCACUAACUUCCACUGUAGUUUUUUCUUGUGAUACUCUUCUUGCUCCUCCUACUCCUCCUGGCCGGCUUUUUAUUCUAUAAAUUCCAUUCGAACUUGCAAGAUCUUCCUUGUCAUUGACACUUAAAACUGGAAUAGAUUCACAACAGUGCCAUCUGUCGGGCUUUACAGCUUACGCGCUUAACCUCAUCAGCCCAUACUAAUUUGCAAUUCGCGUUUGUUGUCACAUCGUUUUGAUAAUUCUCUACAAUAGUUCCUUCUGUAAUAUUAAGAACCCUAUUGAUAAGGAUCUAAAGUGUUCUUUCGCAAUACAAUGAAGCGUCGGACAGAACAUUGUAGAGAACAAAAAAGUUAACAAUGAUGCUCUAUCCAAUCGUCAUCGCGUCUUGUGGCAAGGGAAUGUGGGAUAGAAGAGUGCAGUCGAUCUUAGGUCGCAGCGCGGACGCGUUCUCUCCCCGCACACAUCAAUCAAUCAUUGGAAAGCCGCACGCGCACCGCUCGACGCGCGUUCUUACAAAAUGAUUACAGCACUCCUUUUUGCUAUUUUAGUGACAUUUCUGACAGGAUACAUACUUCAAACAAUUACUAAACCUAAGAAAUAUCCACCAGGAGAAUCCAUUGAAGAAGAUCGUCUUAAGUUGCUACUAGAGCUGCUGAGUGCCCGAUCUAAGGCGUUCUCCAUGGCAGGAGGGUGGCUAAAUCAGUUCCCUUGGUGCCGGUUCUUCUUUCCUGAAGCAAGUGGAUAUUCGUUAAUAAACAGAAUUAAUUCACAAAUUUCCGCCAUUAUUGAGGAAGCAAUACAAAAACAUAAAAAUAAUUCAGCUAGUGGAGAUGAUUUUAUUUAUUCGUUCUUAAAUCAAAUGAAGGUGAAAAAAGGCACAUUUACGGAACUACAGUUAAAAGUGGUAUGCUUAGAUAUGUUCAUCGCGGGGUCACAAACUACAAGUAACUUGCUGGAAUUCAUUUUUCUUACGGUUCUAAGGAAUCAGCAUAUACAGAACAAAAUUUAUGAUGAAAUACAACGUGUCAUAGGAAAUAACGUGCCUAGUUGGACUGAUAGUCACAAGCUUGUUUAUACAUCGGCUUUUCUGCUGGAAGUUCAAAGGUGUUAUGCAAUAGUGCCUCUGAUGGGCCCUAGAAGGGUUCUAAGUGACUGCAUUGUAGAUGGCUAUAUGAUACCAAAGGACACCACUGUAUUGAUAUCAGUCGGCGACCUCUACUUGGAUCCGGACAUUUUCGAAGACCCUCAUGAAUUUAAACCUGAGAGAUUUAUUGAUGAACACGGCGCGUUGAAAAAUGCCGAGCACGUCUACACCUUCGGCUUAGGUCGAAGGAGGUGCCCCGGUGACGCAUUAGCUCGAUCGUUCGUCUUCUUAACAUUCGUGGGAAUACUGCAGAAGUUUAAGCUCCAGUGCGUCAACGGUGUCUAUCCCAGCGACGAGCCAGUUAUAGGCCUCAUAGCUGCCCCGAGACCGUACUCCGCGAUGUUUGUGCCACGGCAAUGAGGAGUUAAAGUUAAGCAAUAAAAUUUAACGAUAGAAGUGAUCACAAUAGUGAUGGGUCGUUACCGGUAAUAUUUUCAAGGCAGUACCACCAAUUUACGACAAAAAAUUACAUAGGAAACCUCGGGGAGUAAAUUACCAAUCUUACUAGUAAUAUUACCAAUACUCCCGAUUAACUUACCGAUUUUACUGGAAAUAUUCCCUUGCUACAUUCUAACGAUGUGCGAGUAUUUUACAGGUUCUCUUACGGUUUUUGAGAUAUAUGGAUAUGUUGUCUGUGCUCCAUACAAAUUGAAUAAGAAAAAUAGAACUUGACACUUUUAAUGUUGAAUCGUCUCAAAUUCUUAGGUUGGGUUAGGUUAGGGUAAAGCGUACAAUUGUUUUUGAAAAAAAAAAAUAUCCUCGACACCUUCAUGCCAAAAAAGUGGGCUUUCCUGACUAGUAGUGGGGGAGCCAGAAAUGCUAAAUUUGGUUUAUAUUAAUAUCGUCAUUAAUGAAAUAAUUUAUUAAUACAUGUGGAGAAUGUGUUACAUAUUUAUUUGUUUCAAAAUAAAAAAAUCGACCGUGGUCGAGUUUUUAUUUUUAUUUUAUUUAUUAGAAGAACAAACAGAUAAAAUGUACCCGAUUCUGUAUUGAAGCUAACUUACAUACUAGUCAUUUACCUCCACAGCAAUCCCAUCCAAAACACAAUCCUUAAGUAAGUAAGUCACUUUGACUGUUUUUUGGAAGUUUGUGAACACGCUUGUCGUUGGUCAGAUUAUUGAAAAGGACACAUACCAUAAUCAAAUGCGUUCGAGUAUUUCUGAAGAUCGUUUUUUUUUACUAUUCUGUUUUAAGGGUCUCACAUUGAAGGUACUCAACAGGAUGCAAGGUAUCUGCCCCCUUAUGUUAACCUGUUGCGCUCGAAUAACUCUCAAAAUACCCUCUUGGUGUACCCUACUAUUAUUGUUAGGUCGGUAUAUCUCUGAAUAACGAUACUUUUAAUGAAAUUAUUAUAAUGAUAAUUUGAUGACCGAUCUGGCCUAGUUGGUAGUGAUCCCUGCCUAUGAAGCCGAUGGUUUUGGUUUCGAAUCCUGGUAAGGGUAUAUAUUUGUGUGAUGACUUGAUGAGCAUAGAUAUUUGAUUCUGAGUCAUUUGUGUUUUCUGUGUAUAAGUAUAUGUAUUUGUAUAUUAUACAGAGCGUCCCACGACUAUGCCACAUGGAGGGAAAGGACCUUGAAUAUUGUAGAUGGAAGAUUUUACUGAAAGAAGACAUUAUUUUAAUUUACAAAACAAUUUGAACUGCAUUCAUAGAUAUAAUAAUUACAUGGUUGAACCGGGAAUAGAACCCACUACACGAAAAAAAAUACCAUGAAGCGUUAUCAUACCGAUCGAAAGGCUUCAUCAUAAGGAUUAUUUUUUGCUAAAUAACAUAGUGUCAGAAAUAAUGAAUGAACCAUGAAUUUUAACAUUUUUAUUACAAAAUUAAUUAAUUUAUAAGUGCUCAAAGUGAGUGUCAUACUGUUGAAUACAAAGUCGCACUCUUUUGAUUAUUUCACUCCCUGUCGAUUUUUUGAUCUUGUUGUGGUGGAUAUUUAGAAUAAUACGUCGUAAGUUCUGUUGGUAGCUCGUGGACACUUUCACACUGUAGUAUAGUCAAGUUAAGGAAAAGUAUGGAAGUAAGUCGUAUAGUCGUGGUUCUUUUUGGAUUCGUUAGAGGGCGCAACUAGAUUGUUUCCCCCGAGUUGCACCGUUUCUAUUAUGUACGGAAGACCGUUCAAUUUUAGGUAUAAACUAUAAAGUGCCGUAAUUUUGGAGUAAAUUAAAAGCUAUUGGGUUCAAGCUUACUAGUGUAUAGAGAACACCUUGGUGCAUAGUAUAUCUUAAUUAAAGAGAUGUUGCAUGUAUGAUACCCUAAAAAAUUUUUUUUUCGAUUGCGGCUUGAGGAUAAGUCAGUCGGUUGGUGCAAUCUCAAGUUAAGCUUUUUAAAGCAUUAUAAACAUUCAGUUAACUUUGCACGCCUGGGGAAAUUAUGGAACAUGUAUUUUUAAUUCUUUUGUACAUUGUGAUUCGGGGGAAAUUAAGAUAGACGUGAAAAUUUUAAAAACGGUUCUUAUCUAAAGACACUACAUUUGCACUAAAUAAAAAAUAGUUUUUUUUACCGGAAGUUUGUCAAAAAGUAAAUAGAAUUAAUCGCAACGAACUGCAAGCGAAGGUGGUUUGGCAGCACGCGGCGCGGGGCGUGCGGGGCGGGGAGAUAGCGCAUCCGCUUCCAAAUUAGCUAUACUUUGAUCUCUAUCUAGAAGGGCAUGAUUUCUCCACUCUUUCUGAGCUCCUUGUUCAUCAAUAUGAUUUUUUUUAGAUUAGGGAACCUCUGGAUUAUGGCACUUAAAUCUUUAACGGUAAAAUUUUGUUCUUCUUUCGGUUCAAGUAUCGGGAUGAUAUCAUAUAUUGGAUCAGAGAAAUCAAAUCUCAUUUUUAUUUGUUUGAUGAGUUCAAUAUAAAAGGCUAAGCAUGAUUUUUUAAAGUGCUGAUUCUGGGCUAGGCACUUCAUUUUUUAAAUCAUUAAUAGAGUGUUGUGCUGCGACUCCGAGGUAAAUUUUGUCCUAUGUCAAAAAAACCGAAGGUUAGCAUACUCUAUCUUCAGUGCAUCCGUGGUUCGGCAGUAGUUAAAGUCCAUAUAAUUACUCGUUAUUGUUUUUAUUAGUUUUAUAAUUUCAGGUUUAAUUUUAUGGAGCAAUGGUUUGUCUGACUGGAAGAGUGUGUUGAAGUCAUUUAACAAUCCUAAGCUAUAGGGCAUGAAUUCUAAGUAUAUCUUUAUGAAUUGGUUAUUUAAAGUUGUGAUUAUAUCCUCAGUUACUUUACUUGGGUCUUCCAAUAACUCUACUCUAAAAUAUUCAGUUAACACUGUGUAUUAUUCCAAGGUUCGGUCAACACAUUCCUUUAGGGACAGCCAUCUGGUGUUGCAAGGGCUUAAAAUUUUGUGUAUGUCUACUUGAAAGAAUGUUUGGAACUCUCUAAGUUUGUUUUGUCUAUUGGAGCUUCUACUAAAAUGAGAGCCUAUACUUCUCAAAAGAUCCUCAAUUGAUCUGGGUAGUUUUAAGCAGGCUUUAGAUGCCACCAGAUGUAUCAUGUGGCAACUGCAUUUUAUACAUGCUAAAUCAGACAUGCUAAAUCUUUCUUUUAAAUGGGUAAACACAGAAUUAAAUUGACCAACCAUGCUAUUGGUUGUAUCAGAGACAAAGUUCACAAAAUUUUGUAAUGGUAUGUUAUGUUUUUCCAACCAUGUUAUCAUUUCAUUGCACAGGUCUUUUGCUUUUCCAGAAUCUACGUCAUAUAUACUCGUACUGAGAAAUUGAGUUUGGACUUUAUUAGUUAUUUCAUCAUGCCCGCAUCACCCGCAAGGGGAUGACACGGGUGGUCUUUGGCGAAUCGUGUACACAGGGCUUCCGCAAGUUGGAAGCGGAAUUCCCUGUGUGACAAAACGCGGAAAAUAGGGUUCUUCGUGUAUAUAAUGAAGGCGUUCAGGACACUCGUAUUCAGGAGUCUCCUAAACACCUUCACGUACCACUUCAAGCCGCGUUUCCUCUCCAAUAAGUACAUGGACAGUUUUUUGUCCUUAAGGUCAACUCCGCCCAUGUACUUGUUGUAGUCGGACACGCAGAUUGGCUUCUCGCGUUCCGCGCCUGCUCUCAUUCCGGGGACCAUUUCGUCACCAUGACAGGUGGUGAUCAUGGUGACCAGCUUGACGUCCUUCCACGCUGUAAUUGCGAUGUCCCCAGAGUGGCACGCUACUCGUUCCCCGCUGGUCAGAUCCCUGUCACUUAUACUUUUGAUCUCCUCAGGCACGUGGCGCCUAUUUCUAAUUAACGUCCCCACCACAUCGGUCUUACGCUGCUUUAAGUACCGGGUUAGGGGCAACUGGUUGUACCAAUUGUCCAUGUAUAAGGUAUGGCCAAGGUCGAGGAACGCAUCCAUGAGUUUAAGCACGACUUUGGCAGUCGGUGCUGAAAACCCAUGGAUAGGCCCUUCGUGCAUAGUGGAGUUCUUGCCGGCGUAUAUUAUACACUUGAGCAGGUACCCGCUGGAAGCCUCGCAUAAGUCAAACAGCUUUAUGCCGAAUCGGGCCGCCUUGGACCGAAUACAUUGCACCCAGGCAAGACGACCCUUCCACAAAAGCAAUGAUUCGUCGAGGCUCAGUUGCUGCUCGGGUGUAUAAAGGGCUUGAAAUUUAUUAUUUAAAUGCUCUACGAGAGGCUGGAUUUUGUAUACUUUUUUGUAGUAGCUACUAGUAUCAUGGGGAAUGUCUUCAUUAUUUACAAAAUGGAGGAACCGCGAGAUCAUUUGGAAGCGAUUCCUCGACAUCAAAGUUCGAAAUUCUGGCAUCCCCAUGAUACCAGUAGACCAAUACUCCUGGAGGUAGCUACGGGGAUUUAUGGCCAUGUACAUGAGGAUGGCAAAAUAUCGGUACAUUUCGGCUUCAGUUGUCUCAUACCAGCUGUCUAAAUUUUCGGAGAGACGACCAUGCUCCGACAAUGCAGCGAUAAUUUGCCAUGCGUAAUUAUUGGUUUCCUCUACUAUGGUAGGCAUUAUGUCCUCCCACAUUAAUAAAAAAAUAUCCACCCCAUUUUGGAGCCCAUGUGUUGGCCCCGGGUUACGCAAGUAUUGUUCUAGGCGACUAGCAAACUGGUUGAAAUCCCUAGACCAGGUGAACUCGUUAUUGUUUUCUUGGGGUCCAGGGGUUACAACCACUUCAUCAUGAGGAGCUACAUCCACAUCUCCUGCAAUCUCCGCCAUUUCAUCGAUGUUUUCGUCUGUAUAUUCAUGGAGAAUUCUUGCAGCAGCCCGAAGCCUCUCAACGUCGUCAUAAACGGGUCCAGCGUCUUCGAAAUCGUCAUCGUCUUCCUCUCCGUCUCCUUCCAGCUCGCUACCGGAAUCGCGGUCAAAAUUUAAUACUCGCGGGUCCGGUAGCGAAGGUCGACGUUUCCUUCGAAGACGAGACCUUGAGUUUGGCGCUCUCGAUGGUCGAGGAGUUCUCACCUCCGGAGUUACCGGCGGCCGCCAUGGCUAGAAAUAUACACAUGCACAUGCAAUAAGGCCCAGACCAAAAAGCUAAAAUAUAUUCCAAUACCACCCAGUUAUACAAUACAAUUAUUCUUUAUUGCACACCAGAAAACAUAUUACAAGGGUACAUUAGUUAUAAUGAUCCUUUGCAUUUUGCCAAAUCCUUAUAAGUUCAAUUCACAUUGCACAAUAUAAACCAAACUCCAAUAAAUUAAAUAUAUCGAUACCCUAGUGCACAAUCGUACUAAUUACAAGAGAAAAGAUGCGAUAAGCACGUUAGUGCACAAAUCAUAAAGUUACUAAUUUAUUACCGAUUUUUUUUUAAUAAGUACGAGUGUGAACUAGGUUAUAUAUUUUGAAGGUUGGGGAGUAAAAUAAUAUUAAUUUACAUACGUUUGCAUACAUUCAACAACCAACCAACACACACAAGCAAACAAACACAAUCGAUAAGGAGCCAGCUAUAAAACAUAAAAUGACCCGUUUUAAAAUAAGUUUAUUCAAUGAAAACAUGCGUGAGUUACCAAUAGGUACCUAAAAAAUACCCAUAUCGACCAAAAUGCCUAGGGUAUAUAUUUUGAAGGUUGGGGAGUAAAAUAAUAUCAAUUUACAUGCGUUUGCAUACAUUCAACAACCAACCAACACACACACAAGCAAACAAACACAAUCGAUAAGGAGCCAGCUAUAAAACAUAAAAUGGCCCGUUUUAAAAUAAGUUUAUUCAAUGAAAACAUGCGUGAGUUACCAAUAGGUACCCAAAAAAUGCCCAUAUCGACCAAAAUACCUAUAUACGUGUGCCUUUAUAAUUUGAAGAGUUGUCUCGUUUUGAUCUGGUUAGAAUGGGAUCACCUGGGAGGUAUACCCUUUCAAACCUGAAAAUGUAUAUUCAAAUCGGUCCAGCAGAGUGAUUGGGGAACAAAUAUAAAGUAAACGUGCGGAAGUUACAAUUGCAAAUUAUUACACGAGACAAAUAAAAGUCGAUCUCUUGUUACAUACCUGGACUCCACGUUCGUUGCAUUGAAUAAUCAACGGAUCAUCAGUAAGCCGUAAUGAGCCUCCAGGUGUUACCGCCACAGGGUACGCUACCGACAAGUUCGGAGGUUGAACUUGAUCGCCGUUCAUUUUGGCAAUUACUAAAACAGAACUAAAAAGUUACCGGCUCCCCGGGGAGCCAGCGGGUAUGCUCGCGACAUUCAUAAAAUAAUCAUGCUGUAUGUUCAUUUUAUUCCAAACAUGGCCGAACCCAGGACGCGGCAUUUCAUUUGUAUGCUAAAAUAAAAUAAUGUAUAACAUGGAUUGUAAAUUGAAUAUUAUAAAUAGAUUCCCAAUUGAAUUUCCUAAGAAAUAAAAUAGUCACCACUAUAAAAGUCCAUAGAAAAAUUGAAAAAAAGACGUUACAAAUACGAGCCGCAAGUAGUCCCAGCAAAACUCAGUUUUAUUUAUCUAUUAUAUUGGAUUUACACUAUAAUUACAUUAUUAUUUUUAUGUAUUUACAUAGUAAACACUAUAUAGUAGUGAAAUAAUAACAUAUACUUACGUAUUUCUCACUCAAAACACAAAUUUUCACAAUAAAACACGGAGCAACCUCACUUGUUUUCGCCGCGUAAAUAACUGCCGAUUUAAAAUUUCCCUAACGGUUAUCCAUAGACAUUUUGGUAUCAUUCUGUAGCUCAUUUCAUUCGCUUGCCUUUCGUAUAAAAAGAAACCUUAUCGCCAUUAAAUUUUGGUUGAAAUUUGAAUAAAAUCGUGCUGGCGCCCUGGGGAGCCGGCGGGGCUUAGAGGUUUUUAGCGCUGGCGACCCAGGGAGCCGGCGGGGCUCGAAAGGUUAAAACACCCAUUAAAAAUUAUGCCAUGCAACACAAACAUGAAAAAAAACGCAGGAAAAUUAAAUAACAUUGAUAAAAAAUGCUUUGCCAAUACCAUGUUAAUUAGGUAGUUAUUGAAUGUUAAUUAAUCGUUAGUAUAACCUAUGCAUGUAACUUUGUUAUUCCAGAUUCUAAAAAGAAAAGAACUAUGAAUUCUAAAGUACAAAAUAUGACUCAUUUGUUUUAAGUAUUUGUCUUAGUAAAUAAAUUCUAACAUAAACAAAGUUAAAUUUGAUAUACGUGAAAAAUAAAAUGGCUGGCCGAACUUGGACUGAGUUUUGUAAUCUGGAUAAAACGAAGUACACGCAGAUGACUUAGUAUUAACCUUCUCCUGGAUAUGCAAAUGUAUAUAAAUUAAAAAUAAAUACAUAAGAAUAAGAUUGGUUAGAUUAAACAAACAUUAUUUAUUUAAGACUUACCUGAUAGCCAAGGAGCAAAAUUAAAUUCUUUCUCUGUUUUUUUUUUUUUUACUUUUAGACCCUUUUAUUUCUUAUCGAACAACUGCAGCGGAAAAGCAAGUAAUAUACAAUAUUAUUUUUAAUUAAAGUUUUCAAACUAGAAAACGAAGGCAAGACAAGACAAGAUUCAACGUUGGUUGAACGAAACCGCGCGCGAAAUUUCCAUUUUCUUUCCUAGCGUGAAAAAAAUUAGAGACCACAGGUAAGACACAACUGCCGACUGCAACUUAUGCAUUGUUUGGACGUGUAUUGUCUAUAGUAGAUGUUACUUUUUUAGGUUGGCCAUUACUAUCAGAUUAGAAAUUUUGCCCAGAACCAACAAAACGAAAAAAUUUUUUUGUAAAACAAUCAUACAUCAAAAUGUACGAUUUUAGUACGAUGUACGCUGCGUACAAAAAAGGUACGCAAGGGUCCAAAAAUAGUACGUAAAACCGUACUAAAAGGUACGAUUUGGCAACACUGAUUUUUUUAUAAUCUUUAGACACUCCCCUAACCACAUGAAAAGAAAACAUUAACCUUUUAUUCUUUCUAUCAUUUAAGCUUAAAUUGAGCAUCUUCAGCUCCCUUACUGUUUAUCAAGAAAGCCCACUUUUCUUGUGUUUACUCAUGAAUUUCAGACGAUUUGCAUGAAAGUGUCGAGUAUGAAUUUAUUCACAAAAAAUUGUAUGGUGUAUGUGUAACCUAACCUUACCUAACAAUUUCAAACGAUUUAGUAUGAAAGUGUCAUGUACGUUUAUAUUCAUAAAAUUUGUAUGGGGCAGGGACAAAAUAUCCAAACACCGCAAAAAUACCCGUAAUAUUCUCGCAGAUCGUUCGAAUGCAGUAAGGGAAUAUUUCCAGUGAGAUUAAUAAGUUACUCGGUAUUAUUGAAAAUAUCACUAGUAAGAUUGGUUAUUUACUCCCCAAGGUUACCUGUGUAUUAUUUUUAAAAUGGUGGCAUACUACUAAUAAUUCAUAUAGAAAUAAUAAAAAACAAUCAAGUCUCAUAAAAAUCGUAGAUUUCGUAUGUUACUCGCUUUUGGUAAGAUUGGUAACUUACGGGUAAUAUUCCCAAAUGGAAAAAUAUUGGUAACGAGCUCUUACCUGCGACUCAUCACUCAGAAGGGUAGGGUUCGAAUUUAGCUAAUACAUUUGUUUGUGUUAUGAGCAUUUUUUUUCAAUCUAUGGAUGCAUAUUCUGCGAAGUGGGACCAGACCGCACUCUUUGUAGACAAUAUAAAAUUAAGUCAAAUCGUUUAAUCAAGUCACAAUGUAUUUAUUUGAUCUAAAACGAAGUUGAAUUUUAAUUACUUCCCGGCGUCUUAUAGUAUUUUUUCAUUUCUCAUGCUCUGAAAGAGGGUCAUUGUUGUAUUCAAAACGGGUGCAGAUGUGAUUCGUUUCUGCACUAGAGCAUUUUACUUUCCAAGUACGAUUUUUUAACAAUAGCAAGUGAAAUUAGGUUUUAAAUGGAUUUGUUAUAUUAUUUCCAUACUGAUACUUUAACUUCCCAUUCCAUAAAUAACGAUACUUUUACCUGUGGUUAAUUGAAAGUACCCUUAAGAUUUGCUAUAAAAAGUUAUACUUUAUAAUGUUUUUUUAUAAAAACACAUAUUUUUAUUAUUCGUAUUCGAAAUUAAAAGUAGUGUUUAACUCGGGGGAAAGGCAUCAUGGCACCCUCGGACUAUUGGCUAAACUAUCUCGGCAGAAAUGAGUACCUCUCUUCCCUUGUUUAACAAUUUACUAUUUCGCUACACUAGCUCGUAAAAGUUCUCUUUACUCUUCAAAAACUGAUUAUGAAGUUGCAUUUUAUCCACAACAUUAGCCAUGAAUUUGAAUGACAAAUAUUUAAUGACGUUCAUUUGUUUGAUUUGUAAUGUGUUACAGUUACUCUUUAUGCUCUUGCUCGUGGUUCAAUUUUGGAAUUUUUCGAUUGCUCAGGUAUCCACAAGGACCCACUAGGCGGGCUCUCGUAGGCGCUUUUCGCUUCAUACGGGUUUUCCCGUGUUAUCGGCUACGCUCAUAGCGCUGAACUCGCCCUGGCACUGAAUGUGUUAAACAGCAACGGUGUCUCAUAAGUAACGUCACACUUAGAGUCGGCUCAUGCUAAGUUAUCAUGCCUAGUGCUACGUCAAGUAUGGAGCUUAUAGGGAUAUGUAUGCGUUCUUACUGCCAUGUUUGUGCAAAGUUAGCCUGGUCAGAAUUUAGGAGGUAUUUAAUAUUUAAAAAUGUAUGGAAAAAACCCGAAUGCCAAGUUUUUGAACUACAUUCGUGUUAUUGAUAUAUUUACAACAACACAUAAAAUAGCACCCUAAACCGACGAGCGUGUAUGAGGAAUGUCAUGAAAGUGAAGGAAGCGAAAGAGGUAUGUCAGGAUCGUAGCAAGUGGAAAUCCGUGGUCUCUGCCUGCCUCUUCGGGAAAUAGGCGUGAUUAUAUGUAUGUAUGUAUGUACAUAAAAUAGAUUGUUAUUCUAUAAGUAUUAGAAAAUUUGGCAAGAAUAUCUCUGGUUUCUGCAACUAAUACCUACCUAUUUCCCUUUAAGGCCAUAACUGGCAUGCAUAACUAAAUAUCUAGCAAAUUUAGUUGAACUAUUGUUGUUAUAAUAAUAUUAUAAUAAUGUCAUUAAUAAAAACUAUGAAAUGGA